This is a messenger RNA of Bactrocera tryoni, 4096 nucleotides long. RefSeq names its product gamma-aminobutyric acid type B receptor subunit 2 (gene GABA-B-R2). Gene Ontology annotation, cellular component: G protein-coupled receptor heterodimeric complex; membrane. The transcript has 16 exons. NCBI's taxonomy places the organism in Eukaryota, Metazoa, Arthropoda, Insecta, Diptera, Tephritidae. Gene Ontology annotation, biological process: G protein-coupled receptor signaling pathway; gamma-aminobutyric acid signaling pathway. Bases 174 to 3845 code for a protein of 1223 amino acids. Gene Ontology annotation, molecular function: G protein-coupled GABA receptor activity. The record is from RefSeq and is a predicted model, not a curated record.
AAGGAUACAUAAUUUUCACUUGUCCAUAAUAUAACAACGUUAUACAAAGUGUAGAAUAUUUUAUUAAAUUUUAUUUUUAGGAACAUAUUACAAUGUGAGUGUAUUAUGCAAAAGUAAAAAUGGAGUUUUAAGUGUUUGCGAAAAUCUACGAAGGAUUUAAAAGGCUUUUGAAAAUGGCAUUGAAAAACCGAGUACUGUUUGCUUGUGUGUGUCUCCUGGGAUUAAUAUAUUGCAGUAAAGGCCGAACUGCGAAACGUUCGGAUGUUUACAUUGCCGGUUUCUUUCCAUACGGCGAUGGAGUGGAGAAUUCCGAUACAGGCCGCGGUGUUAUGCCCAGCGUUAAAUUGGCACUUUCCCAUGUGAAUGAACAUCCCACAAUUUUAAUUAAUUAUCGGCUGCACAUGUGGUGGAAUGACACGGAGUGCAAUGCCGCAGUUGGUGUUAAGUCCUUCUUCGAUAUGAUGCACUCAGGUCCCAAUAAGUUGAUGCUCUUCGGAGCUGCUUGUACACACGUAACAGAUCCUAUAGCCAAGGCCAGUAAGCACUGGCAUUUGACACAAUUAUCGUACGCCGAUACUCAUCCCAUGUUUACGAAAGACGCAUUUCCCAACUUCUUUCGUGUAGUACCAUCGGAGAAUGCUUUUAAUGCGCCACGUCUGGCAUUACUUAAGGAAUUCAAUUGGACGCGUGUCGGCACAUUGUAUCAAAAUGAACCACGCUAUUCCUUGCCACAUAACCAUAUGGUAGCCGAUCUUGACUCAAUGCAAUUGGAAGUGGUUGAGACACAAAGUUUUGUUAACGAUGUAAACGAACCACUGAAGAAAUUACGCGAAAAGGAUGUACGCAUUAUUCUUGGAAAUUUUAAUGAGCAUUACGCACGCAAAGUCUUUUGUGAAGCUUAUAGAUUGGAAAUGUAUGGGCGUUCUUAUCAGUGGCUGAUUAUGGCUACCUAUUCAACGGAGUGGUGGAAUGCAACAAUCGAUACCGAGUGUACGGUGGAUGAGAUUGCAACCGCACUUGAAGGCACCAUUCUGGUUGACUUGCUACCUCUGUCAACAAGUGGUGACAUAACCGUUGCCGGGAUUACUGCCGAUGAGUAUCUCUCGGAAUACGAUAGUUUGCGCGGUACCGAAUAUUCCCGCUUUCAUGGUUAUACUUACGAUGGAAUUUGGGCAGCUGCGUUGGCUAUUCAAUAUGUUGCGCAGAAGCGAGAAGACUUUCUAACGCAUUUUGAUUAUCGUGUAAAAGAUUGGGAGCUUGUGUUUUUAGAAGCGCUCCGGAAUACUUCAUUCGAAGGAGUUACGGGUCCCGUACGUUUCUACAACAACGAGCGCAAAGCCAACAUUCUCAUUACACAAUUUCAAUUGGGUCAAGCAGAAAAGAUUGGUGAAUAUCACUCGCAAUUAAGUCACUUGGAUUUAACUUUGGGAAAACCAGUAAGAUGGGUGGGAAGAACUCCACCAAAGGACCGUACAUUAAUAUACAUUGAGCACAGCCAAGUGAACUUAACCAUUUAUAUAGUAUCAGCGAGCGCUUCGGUGAUUGGCAUCAUAGUGGCCUGCGUUUUCUUAGCUUUUAAUAUAAAAUAUCGAAAUCAAAGAUAUAUAAAAAUGUCAAGUCCACAUCUCAAUAAUCUCAUAAUCAUUGGUUGUAUGCUCACAUAUAUGAGUGUUAUAUUUCUGGGCUUGGACACCACCUUGAGCAGUGUGGCUGCAUUCCCCUACAUAUGCACAGCACGCGCGUGGAUACUUAUGGCCGGCUUCAGUUUGGCGUUUGGUGCGAUGUUUUCGAAAACAUGGCGUGUGCACUCCAUAUUCACCGAUCUAAAGCUAAAUAAAAAAGUCAUAAAGGACUAUCAAUUGUUUAUGGUAGUGGGUAUAUUAUUGGCCAUUGAUAUUGCUAUUAUAACGACAUGGCAAGUAGCCGAUCCCUUCUAUCGUGACACUAAACAAUUAGAACCAAGGCAUCACGAGUCAAUGGACGAUGUUUUGGUUAUACCUGAAAAUGAAUACUGCCAAUCAGAGCAUAUGACGAUAUUUGUUAGUAUAAUAUAUGCUUAUAAAGGCCUGCUACUGGUAUUUGGUGCUUUCCUGGCUUGGGAGACACGUCAUGUUUCCAUUCCGGCCUUAAAUGACUCGAAACAUAUUGGAUUUUCCGUUUACAAUGUCUUCAUAACAUGCAUCGCCGGUGCCGCUAUUUCGUUGGUGCUCUCCGAUCGCAAGGAUUUAGUUUUUGUCUUACUCUCAUUUUUUAUAAUUUUUUGUACGACAGCAACAUUAUGUUUGGUGUUCGUACCGAAAGUAAGACUGGUACUAGUCGAACUGAAACGCAACCCACAAGGUGUCGUUGAUAAGCGCGUACGCGCCACCUUGCGUCCAAUGUCGAAAAAUCGACGCGAUUCAUCCGUCUGUGAAUUGGAGCAACGCCUACGUGAUGUGAAAAACACGAAUUGCCGAUUCCGCAAAAUUCUUAUGGAGAAAGAAAAUGAACUGCAAGCUCUUAUAAGAAAACUUGGACCUGAAGCUCGCAAGUGGAUUGAUGGCGUCACAUGUACUGGCGGUAUUGGCGGGGACUCGGAACCAAUACUCAAUGAUACAGCUAGAUUGUCUGCACCGCCAGUACGACGGGAAAUGCCCAGCACAACAGAAGUAACGGAACUUACUUCAGUUGACAGCGUAACUUCUACACACGUGGAAAUGGACAGCUCCAUGGUUUCAGUACAGUCAACGACAAUCGCUCCAUCCUUGCCACCUAAAAAGAAGUCCAUGAAGUCUUUAACACAAAUCCAAGAUGGUAUGGUCCAAUCCACCGGCUUAGUUACUGGAUCGAAUUCGCUUCAAAAACAAACUCAAAUGCAAUCAAUGCAACCCAUACAACAACAAUUACAGCAACAACUACAACAACAACAACCACCAUUGCAAGCUGUAAAGCAUGAUGAUCUCACUUACCGGAGACCGGGAGAGAAACGAAACUCCGUUUCAGCUCAAACCGAUCCCAUACCGAGUAUGAAAAAGCAAGAAUGCAACAAUAUCAAAAGAAGCGAAGAUUCACAAUUGCGGGAGCGCCGGCAAUCAGUGGCGUCCAGGCACUAUGACAGUGGAAGUCAGACUCCAACCGCCUAUCCAAAGACCGCACAUAAUCAUAGGAACUCCGCUACAAAUAUUUCUAAUUCCAAUAACGAUCUAAACGGUUCUUGUCCCCAUGCUCCAUAUACGAAAAGCAAUAACGUCAUAAAGACACCCACAACAUCGGACAGCCGUCGUGGAACCAACGCCAUGAAAUCCAAUUUUGUGGUCUCACAAAGCGAUCUAUGGGACACCCAUACACUUUCACAUGCCAAGCAACAUUCGCGCCAGUCACCGCGCAACUAUGCUAGCCCACAACGUUGUUCGGAACACAGUCAUAUCAUUCCAUAUAACCAGACUACGUCACCCAUACAACGUUCAGUCUCGGAAAAGAAUCGUAAUAAACAUCGUCAUAAGCCGCAGAAGGGAACGGUAUGCCAAAGCGAAACCGACAGUGAACGUGAACGUGAGCCAACGCCGCCAGCUACGCAAUGCAUUACACAGCGCAAACUCAACAAGAUGAGUAGUAUACAACAUGCUGCACAUCAUCAUUCCUCCCCAAAUGUAGCACCUGAUAAGCAACGCAAGCAUCGAAAUAAAAUCGAAUCGUCAAUUUAUGGUGCUAGUUCGGAGACAGAGUUACUAGAUGGAGAAACAGCAAUAUUGCCCAUAUUCCGAAAAUUGCUCACUGAAAAGAGCCCUAACUAUCGUGGUCGAAAUGUUGUGGGUCAAAGUUGUCCGAACAUAUCCAUCAAAUGCGAUAUUGUGGAGUAUCUUUAGAACAAGAAGAAAUCCAUUACACCAAAAUCUCGUUUAUUGUAUGUGUGAGCUCUGCAAGUUGAUUUAAAUACAAUUUAACUCGGCCUACACCAGAGCAGAGAAAAGUUAGACUAAUAACUAUGUUUUUAAAACUAAAGAAUUCUUUGCAUGGAAUUACUCACAUAUAAUAUGAAUUUAAUUGAAAAUGAUUAUAAAUAAAAACGUAUUCCAAAGAAGAAAAAUUCUUAUGCUUAAGUGUGAUUAUUUUUGUA